Molecule: messenger RNA, 5811 nt
Organism: Eriocheir sinensis (Chinese mitten crab)
Lineage: Eukaryota; Metazoa; Arthropoda; Malacostraca; Decapoda; Varunidae
Product: peroxidase-like
Exons: 15
Coding region: 115-2286 (723 amino acids)
Biological process (GO): response to oxidative stress
Molecular function (GO): peroxidase activity; heme binding
Source: RefSeq, a predicted model, not a curated record
UGGAGGAGGUGGAGAGGUAGUGGGUUACAGGAUCCACAGAUCAGUCUCUCGGCGGUGGUGGGGUUGAGAAGGCAGCCUCACGCACACUCCCGCGGCUCCCACACUAACACAACCAUGGUGACCCUCCGUCUGCGCCCCCUGCUGGCCCUCCUGGCGGUGCUGUGUGCUCCAGGCACGCAUGCAGACCGGGAAGGUGAGUGCAUUGAGGUGGGUUUCGCGCGCUCGGCCGGUUCCAUGCUGCACCAGGGCUACGAGGCGACGCGCGAGGUGCUGCUGGCGCGAUGGAAGGAGGAGGACGCCAGCGGGAAGCCCAGCUACGCCAACUUCAGCCCGCUGCUCAAGAAUGUGACGCGGACGGGAGAGCUUCUGGAGGCGGCGUCGAAGGCCAUUGUGGGUCUGGUGAGGAAGACGCGCGUGGGGAAGCGAUGUUCUGAGGACUGGCUGCUGAAGGGCCUGGAGAAGCACGUCCUGCCACUCAUUAACCUGGACAAGCCGCUCGCCGAGGAGAUGGGGCUAGUCAUGUCGUUCCGCUGCAUGGUGGGCUCGCCGUACCCCAACGUGGACGGCACCUGCAUCAACCAGGAGUCACCAGACCUCGGCUCCGUGGGCUCCAAGUUCUUGCGCCUCCAUACCGCCACGGUGGGCUCGGACGGGUUUUCUCCCCGCGGGUCGGUGAAGGGCGGCGCGCUGCCCUCAGCCCGCAGCGUGGCCCAGCUGCUGAGGAAACACCUGAAGCGUCCGUCCGUCACAGGGCUCUUCACCGAGUGGGCACACUUCAUCCAGCGGGACGUGUUCAGCAUCCCGGAGUCCCCGUUGGCGGAGGGCGUGGACUGCUGCGCCACCCCCGAGGCUGAGGACUGUGCACCUAUUACCAUCGAGGAGAGUGACCCGCUGCACAAGACCCUGCCAUGCAUCAACUACCGACGGUCCGCCCGCGCCCAGGCCAUCCUAGGCCACCGCGAGUCCCUGUCCCUCAUCUCCACCUACCUGGACGCCACACCUGUCUACGGCGCCACGGACAAGAUAGCCUUCGAGCGCAAGACUGGCUACUUCGGCUACCUCAAAGCCCCGGAGCCGCAGGACGAUGAGGGAGAGAAGAAGAAAGUGAAAAAAGAAGCCAAGGACUGUUCGGCACCCGAGAGUCUUGAUGGCUGCUUCCAGAUUGGCGACGACGAAGAGUGGGUGGCCGGCCUCCGCCUACUUCUGAUCUACGAGCACAACCGCCUCGCCGACGCCCUGUCAGAGAUCAACCCUCACUUCGAUGACCCGCUGCUCUACAACGAGGCCAGACGCAUCCUGAUCGCCGAGUACGCCCACGCCACCUACAGCGAGUACCUGCCGCUGCUGAUGGGGCGCCCCGCCGUAGAGAAGCACACGCUGCAGCCCGGCGCGGAGGGGCCCGGCGCCGGCUACAUCCAGGAGGUGAACCCCGGCGUGCUGGCCUCCUUCGCCCUCGCAUCCUACAGGAACCCCGCCAUGAUAACGGAGUGGAGCACGGAGCAGGGAAAGACGGAGUUGAUCGAGUCCCUACACUACAACUCCAUCAGGAAGGACCCCUACUACGACCUGCUGGCCAUGGACGUGCAGCGGGGACGCGACCAAGGUGUGGCGGGGUACAGGACGUGGCGGCGCUUCUGUGACAACGAGAACUCCUACGACUCUUGGGAGGACCUGGAGCGUGGCCUCGACAAGGACUUCGUGAAGGACCUGAAGGAGCUUUACCAAGAGGAGCUAGAGGACAUUGACCCCAUCAUUGCCCUUCUGGAGACUGACGGCAACGAGGGCGUGGUGGGCAAGACCUUCACCUGUUUGUUGGCUGACCAGUACGCGCGCCUCAAGACCGGUAACCGCCUCUUCUGGGAGCACGAGACGAGCCUCAUGACGGAGGAGCAGAAGCAGUACAUCACGAACGUGACUCUCGCCCACCUGCUGUGCGCCAACCUGCCCGGCCUGCGCGCCACGCCCAAGAACUCCUUCAUCCCGCCCUCGGACAGUAACCCGCUUGUGCCGUGCGAGGAGCUGAAACCCGGGGACCUGUCUGCCUGGAAGGACACCUCGCUCAUAGAGAAGAUGAAGAAAAAGAAAGAGGAGGAGGCGCUGGGCAGGAAGAAGGCGGCGGCGGCGGAGGCGGCGGUGAAGGUGUUGGAGGAGGAAAAAGAGACGAAGGGAGAAGUUGAGGAAGUGGAGAUUAAGGCCGAAGAAGAUGAGGAAGGAGAAAAGAAGGAAGAGGUGAAGAAAGAGGAGAAGGUUUACAGGGAAGGUGAAACGCCACAUCUUGAGCUCUAAAGGAAAAUGAAGGAAGAAAACGGGAUGUGGAGUGUUUGUUCGUGAAGGAAGAAGAGGAAAAGAAGAGCAAGAGGAGCAAGAAAAAAAAAAAAAAACGAAGAUAAAGAACGACGAAAAAGAAGGAGGAGGAGAGGAUAAAAAAGAAGAAAACUAAGAUAAAAAAUGAAAUAACACCAAAUAAGAUGAAAGACGAAACAUGAAGACGAAAACGACAAAAAGAAAAAGUAAUGAGUGUCGCGUUGUAGGGAAGACUAAAUAAAAAAAAGUGAAAAAAAAAAUCUAUCGUAAUUAAACGCAAGACGAAAACGACAAAAGAAAACGCAAUGAGUGUCGCGUUGUAGGGAAGACUAAAGAAAAUAAAAAAAAGUUAAAAGCAAAAAACCCAUCAUAAAUUAAACGCAGUACGAGACGGCGAGUGAGUUCGUUUGUUUGUUGCAUCUCCCCUUGUUUCGUAUUCCCUCUCCUCUCUGGUUUAUUAAUCUUUCCUCUUCUCGCGCCCUUCGUCCUAUUUUCCCUCUUUAUCUAAUAUUCUCACCUCCAACUACGGUUCCCUUGCGUCCCUUCCCGUCUCUUUCUUCCUUCCCUUUCUCGCUGUUCUAUUAUUCCCUCUUCCUACACCUCUCCCUUCCUCCUCUUUCCUUCUUAGGGUCUCUACCACACACACACACACACACACACACACACACACACACACACACACACACACAUACACCUUGUUCCAUCAUUUAUCUCCUUUUUCUCAUGUUCUGUUUUAUUUUCUCAACUUUUAUCCCUAUUCUUAUAUUGCGACAUUUUUUUUACUUACAUUUUGCAUUACAUUUUCCCCUUUUCCUAUACUUUUUCAGCUUCCCUCUUUCCCUUCAUUCUUCUUUUCUAACUUUUCCAACUUCAUAUUUUUUUCCUAAACUAUCUUGUCUCUGUUCUCUCUUCCCUCUUCCGCUUCUAUGUCGUUUCUUGCUUUAUUCUUCUUUAUUCUGUUAUAAUUCUGAGCAGUCUCGCUCUACUGUGUGUGUGUGUGUGUGUGUUUGAAGCUCCUAGUGAACUGACUCCGAAGCUUCGUGAUCAAGGGAAACUGUCAACAAGGGAAGGAAGCGAGUGGAGAGACGCCUUGACUCCUCCUCCUCUUCCCUCCCCCCCCUCCCUCCCUCUCCUCUUUUUGAUUUUCACUUUUCCUCGGUUCUCCAUUUUCCAUGCUGCUGUUGCUCGUGUCCUCUGUUUUCUCCCUUUUAAUUAUUUUCUCGUUUUGGUUUUCUAUUUUUUUUCUUCUUCCUCUGCCUUUUUUCUUUUUUCUUGUCCGUUUUUCGUUAUACUCUUUCUUGCGUUUCCUGUUUUCUUCAUUCUAAUUACUUCCUUAUUUGUUUUUUUUCUCCUUUUGUUUUCUCCUUUCCCUCGUUCUUUUUUAUUUCCUCUUUCUUAAUUUCUCCCUUAUUCAUGUUGCUGUUUCUUGUGUCUUCCAUUUUCUCCCUUCAAAUUAGUCUCUCAUUUGGUUGUUCCUCUUUAUUCUCCUCUCCCCCCCUUCCUCGUCUCCCCCCCCCCCUUAGUCCCACCAUCCUUCUCCUACUGCUUUGGAAUUAAAUUAAAGUUAGCUACUUCCCUUCCUGCUCCUCCAAGUCUUGCAAAUGUUGCUACUCUGAGGGUAAAUUAAGAAAAGUUAGUUCCUCCUGUUUCUCUUUGUUCUCCUCUUCCUCCUCCAUCUCCUCCUCCUCUUCUUUCUCUCCCUCCUUCAUCCCCUCUCCUCUCCUCCUCCUCUUCAUCUUUUCUCUUCGUGCUUCCUCCAUCUUCUCCUUCUACCCCUCCCUGUUUCAUCUCCUCUCCUUCUCCUCCUCUUUCCUUCUCUUCAUGCUUCCUCCAUCUCCUCCUCCUUUUCCUCUUCGCUCUCAUUUCCCUCCUUCAUCUCUUCUCCUCGUCUUCCUCCAUCUCCAACUCCUUCUCCCGUUUCUUCUCGUCCUCCUCCUUCGUGCUGUUUGGGAAGUGAAUUAAACAGAAGUUAUUUAAAGAUUAUGGAGCAAGUUACGGAAACUGUUUAAAUAUUGUGCAUGCGUUCGGCGGUAAUGCAGCGGGCGGAUAAAAUAAUCAACGUGGCGAGGCGUUCAUAGUGAUGCCAUUAAAAUUUCGUUGUCCCGCGUUCAUGCAGUAAUGCGGUGAGCUGAAUAAUUGCCUCGCGUUUUGUUGGGGGGAUUCAGUGAAGCUGUGAGGAGGAUGGGGAUGAAUGAACCUUGGGAGAGUUGAAAUGUAUCCGAGUUGAAAUGUGCGCUCCGUUGAAUUAUAUUGAGGGAAAUUAAUUGUUUUUGUGGGAAAUUAAUUGUUUUUGUAUGUGGAAAGCGUAAAAGAAAAAUUGCCUUGUGUUUUGUUGAGCUAUUGAAUGCGGAAGACGAGGAUGAAUGUAUUUAGGAGAGUUGAAAUGUUAGCUCCAUGUGUGUUUACGUUUAUGGAAGAAUUAUAUUGAGGGAUUUUUUUUUUGUAUGUGGAUAGCGUAAAAGAAUAAUUGUCUUGUGGUUUUUUGAGCUAUUGAAUGAGGAAAACGCGGAUGAAUGUAUUUAGGAGAGUUGAUAUGUUAGUUCCGUGUGAGUUUACGUUAUUGGAAAAAACGUAAAAUUAGAGGAAAAGGAAGUGCGUGUUUGUGAAUGGUAUAAAGUCUGGUACCACUGAACUCUUUGAUUUGUAUUUUGUUUGCUGGUUUGUGUGUAUGUGAAUCCCAGACAGUGUAAGUUAACGGAAAUGGAAAAAAAUAUAUAUACUGAUGGAAGGGAUUUUUUUUGGAUGGAAUUUUUUUUUGUAUGUGGAAAGCAUAAAAAAAUGGUACCAGUAAAUUGUUAAUGGUUGAUAUUUUGUUUGCUACUUCGUGCGUAGGUGAAGGUGUGCAAGUGAGUCCCGGCCAGGUAGACACACCGUGGCGGACUAAUGAAGAGGCAGGUAUACGCACAGAGAUACACACACCGCUUGUUUCGAAGGUACACAGGUUAACUGAGGCGGCGUGUGCGUGAUGGUGUGUGCGUGUGUGUAUGAAUGCGUGUGUGUGCGUGUCUGUGUGUGUGUUCAGGCAGUCGCUGUGCUCAAGGUGGAGUGUGUGUCUGGGUGUUGUCUGUGUGUGUGUGUGUGUGUGUGUGUGUGCGUGUGUGUGUGUGUGUGUGCUGGACUAGACGGAGACUCAAACUAAUUGCAAGGAAGACUCAAGUUGGGUGUUCCUGUUUGUUACGUUGGGUGAUACUCGCCGUGGGUUUGUUUGUUGUACGUUGUUAUCUUGUUACGUUGCUGUUAUUAUAUUAAGUUUGAUGCUACUCUUAUCCAGCUCGUUACGUAUCUACGGCAUGAUUAACUUUUUUUUCUACCUGAGGCGGAGUAUGGCAAGGUGUGUAGCUCGUCAGACGCCGCCGUUCACCUGUAGAAAGCCCAUCCUUUCCUUGCCCCAGUGUCACCUGAAUGGCUUAUUAUUUUAAUGGCGUAAACUGGGGAGGAGAAGGAACUCAUUCUAGGGGAGUGAACGGCGCGUCAGGUGGUGGCUAAAUAAAGUGGUUUUGGAUGCUG